Oryctolagus cuniculus (rabbit) is the source of this 1840-nucleotide messenger RNA. It is a transcript of the gene IRX6, whose product is annotated as iroquois homeobox 6. Gene Ontology annotation, biological process: cell development; regulation of transcription by RNA polymerase II; neuron differentiation. Lineage: Eukaryota; Metazoa; Chordata; Mammalia; Lagomorpha; Leporidae. The record is from RefSeq and is a predicted model, not a curated record. Gene Ontology annotation, cellular component: nucleus. Gene Ontology annotation, molecular function: DNA-binding transcription factor activity, RNA polymerase II-specific; RNA polymerase II cis-regulatory region sequence-specific DNA binding.
AGCCGAGUAAGGAACGGAGGCUCCGCACGGCUAGGGUCGCCGAACCUCGAGGCUGAGGCGGGAACUCGGCAAGGGAAGAGGAAGUCAGCUCGGGGACAGCCACGAUGUCCUUCCCCCACUUCGGACACCCGUACAGUGGCGCUUCCCAGUUUCUCGUGUCUGCAAGUUCCAGCGCCACUUGCUGCGAAUCCGCUCCGCGCUCGGUGUCAGAGGUGGCCUCAGGCUCCACCCCGGCACCCGCUCUCUGCUGCGCACCCUAUGACAAUCCGCUGCUGGGCAGCGCGCGGCCGGAGCUAGGCGCUGCCUUGGGUAUCUACGGAACCCCCUACGCGGCUGCUGCAGCUGCGCAGAGCUACCCUGGCUACCUGCCCUACGGCCCGGAGCCGCCCGCGCUCUAUGGGGCGCUGAAUGCACAGUAUGAAUUUAAGGAGGCUGCAGGGAGUUUCACACCAGGCCUGGCACAAACAGGAGCCUAUUAUCCCUACGAGCAGACACUAGGGCAGUACCAGUACGACCGCUAUGGCACCGUGGAACUGAGCAGCGCCGGGCGCAGGAAGAACGCCACGCGGGAGACCACCAGCACGCUCAAGGCCUGGCUCAACGAGCACCGCAAGAACCCCUACCCCACCAAGGGCGAGAAGAUCAUGCUGGCCAUCAUCACCAAGAUGACCCUCACCCAGGUGUCCACCUGGUUCGCCAAUGCGCGCCGGCGCCUCAAGAAGGAGAACAAGAUGACAUGGGCACCCAAGAACAAAGGAGGGGAGGACAGGAAGGCGGAGGGUGGAGCAGAUGACUCUCUGGGCUGCCUCAAAGGGGACAGCAAAGACGUUACUGCUAGCCAGGAGGCCCAGGAACUCCGGCUGAGUGACCUGGAAGACCUGGAGGAAGAAGAGGAGGAGGAAGCGGAAGAAGAGGAGGCAGUGGCUGCAGCUGCCGACAGGCUGCCGGGGUUCCGUACGGACUCACAGUUGCUGCCUGCACCGUACGCCGCGCCUCCGGACGAGCGGUUGGAGCGCAGGCAGUGCGGUUUGGUGGCGCCCCGCUUCUCCUUCAGCGAGCCCCCUGGGCCUGGAGAAGUUCACUUCCUCACAGCGGAGCCGGGGGGCCCCACGCUGACCACGCACUACCCCCGCGGCGAGAAACCGCGUAUCUGGUCUCUGGCUUACACUGCGGCCGCCGGCGCUGUGGAAGGCUCACCUCCAAUCGGACCCAGGCCGCGAAGCCCUGAGUGCCACCUGAUCCCGGGACAGCCUCCUCGCUCCUCCAGGCCACCCGCGGUUCCCAGAGACGCCAUAGGCGAGGAGUCAUCCCGCGUAGCCAAAGCUUUUGGAAACCCGAGGUUUGCCCUGCAGGGGUUGCCGCUGAACUGUGCGCCCUGCCCGCGGCGGAGGGAGCCUGCAGUGCAGUGCCCGUACCCAUCGGGCGCAGAAGCAGGUUAGCGCACCAGCUGCGAUUUGCGGAAGCAUCUUGGAAAUGAGCCCCACUUUUCAAAUUCACCUCCACGCUAAGAAGCUGCCAGGCCUUGCCGGGGACUAGGAGCUCUCACUUGGCCUAAGAGACCUUCGGAGACCCUCCGAGACGCCGUCCCUGCCCACAGAGCCGGGGGACCUUGUUAGAUCCCGCGCGCGGGCGAAGCGUCUGGGUGCCUCCGGGAAGGCCACGGCGGACGCCGGGCGAGGGCGCCCGGAGCGCCGACAUCCUCAAGUCAACCUCCUCCUCGGGAUUCCGAGCCUGCAGCCUGCUGCUCACCCCUGGCCCUCACCCCCACCCCUCACUUUGUAAGGACCACCGCGUCUUCUCCCCCUGCACCCCUUGUGUCCUUAAAAGUGAUCAAUCCGAA